AUGGCUGCCGAGUUUCCUUCAUUUAUUUUUUAUUUUUGUUUCUUUUUGUUUGUUUUUCCUUGUCAUUUUUCUUCUUUUUUUUUCGUUUUUCUUUUUCUUCUUUGUGAAGUUCGGAGUAUCUUUCUUUUGUUUUCGUUGUUCUUUCUUCUCUUUACAUUUUUCCUUUCUUUUCUUUUCCAUUUCUCUUGUUUUGUCUUACUUCAUUUUCCUUUAAUUAUUCUCUUGUUUCUCUUCUUUUCUGGGAUCUUCUUCAAUAUUCUUUUUCUCUUUCUUUUCUCCUCUUCUUAUUCUCCUUUUCCUUUAUUUGUAGUUUUUUUUUUCUCGUCUUCUUUUUUUCACUUAUCUUUGUUCUUUCUUAUUUUCUUUUUAUUUUAUUUCUCUUUGUUAAUCAUUGGUUUCAAUCUUGCUUGUCCCUUUUCUUUUUUUCUGUCUCUUCUUUACUCUUUUUCGUUUUUUCUUUUUUCCUGUCUGUUUUCUUCUUUUUUCCCCCCUUUUCUUUAUUUGUUCUUUCCUUUACUCAUUCUCUUCCCAUUAUUUUAUUUUUCCUUUGCUUGUUCUUUUAUAUUUUUCUUUGAUUUUCAUACAUUGUUGUUUUUCUAUUUUUCUCUUUUCUUUUCUCUUUUUUUUGUCCUUUUUUUUUCUCUUAUUUUAUUUCUCCUCUAUUUCUUUUUUCGUUUUUGCUCUUACUUGUUUUUCUUAUACUUUUUCUUCCUUUUUACUUCUUCUAUUAUUUCUUUCGUUUUUUUUUCUUUAUUUCUCGUUCCUUGUUCAUUUCUUUCUUUGCCUUUCUUCCAUUUUUCUUUGUUCUUCAUUGUUUUUUUCUUUCCUUCUCCUUUUUCUUUUCUUUCUCUUCUACUCUAUUUUCUUUAUCUUCUUUUUUUUUCUCCAUAUACGUUUCCUUUUUUUUCUUUUCUUUUUCCUUCUUUUGCUCUUUUUCCAUUUAAGAGGAGAUAG
This is a messenger RNA of Acanthosepion pharaonis, 954 nucleotides long. NCBI's taxonomy places the organism in Eukaryota, Metazoa, Mollusca, Cephalopoda, Sepiida, Sepiidae. The record is from the annotation of a GenBank genome assembly.